AGUGUAAAAAUCCACCCAAAAUAAAAAUAAAAGAGGGCUCAUUGGCUGCCCUCCGACGCCACUGCUGUUUCCCGUUGGAUAACUAUCUCUCUCUAAUUUAUCAGUGAGAGGGAGCAGAGCAAGUUGGAAUUUGUGAAUCAGGGUUCGUCUCUCUCGCCAAAUGGCUAACCAAUUGUAUGGAUACACGCCUAGAUACUCGAGCCCAUCACCUACGGCCUCUCUCUCCUCCGCGCUCCAGCGUUAUCUGGACUCCGAGACCACGGCUCAUUCGCAUUUGCUUCACCACCUCCAGCCCUGGCCUCCAGGUGUCGACGUCCCUUCCUCCGCGGCGCCUAUCAAACGCCCCUCCGAAGUGCUCUACCAUCAGAAUAUUUUGGAUGCCCAUAACACAAUUGGGCAAACUGAAGCUUGGUAUUCUACUAGCUCUUUAGUCAAGCGACCUAGAUUGGAGAGUGCAAGCAAUUUACCUAUAUAUCCACAGAGGCCAGGAGAGAAGGAUUGUGCUCAUUAUAUGCUCACAAGAACCUGUAAAUUUGGAGAUAGCUGCAAGUUUGACCAUCCUAUUUGGGUUCCUGAAGGUGGAAUCCCAGAUUGGAAAGAGGUUCCACUCGCUACCACUGGUGAAUCCCUCCCUGAGAGAGCGGGAGAGCCAGAUUGUCCUUAUUUUCUGAAAACCCAAAGGUGCAAGUUUGGUUCAAAGUGCAAGUUCAAUCAUCCAAAAGAUAAAUUGGCUAUUUCUGGUGCUUUUGAAAAUAUACAGGUAGCUGUCUUACCAGAGAGGCCAUCUGAGCCCUCAUGUGCUUUCUAUGUGAAGACCGGAAAAUGUAAAUUUGGUGCAACCUGCAAAUUCCACCACCCAAAAGAUAUCCAAAUAGCAUCAUCUGGGCAAGACAAUGCCAGAGGUGAGCAGCCUGAAAUAGUCAGUAAGACUGGGGGUGCAACUGCAGAUGUUAAGCCUGCACUAUUUCAUAACUCCAAAGGACUUCCUAUAAGACUGGAUGAAGUAGAUUGUCCAUUCUACCUUAAAACUGGCAGUUGCAAGUAUGGUUCUAGUUGCCGAUACAAUCAUCCUGACAGGAAUGCAUUUAAUCCACCUGCUGCAGUGGUAGGCCAUUCCCUUGUAGCCUCUGCAAGUAAUCUGAACAUUGGAGUUGUUACUCCAGCUGCCUCUAUAUAUCAAACUAUUGACCCCAGAUUAGGUCAGUCAACGCUACUUGCUCAGCCAACGUUUCCAACGCUGGGAGUGGCUCCAACUGUGUAUCCUCAGAGACCUGGACAGACUGAAUGUGAGUACUAUAUGAAGACAGGGGAUUGUAGGUUUGGGGAUAGAUGCAAGUUUCAUCACCCCAUUGAUCGAUCAGCGUCAAAAACCAAGCAAACAUCUCAGCAGGCUAUUAAGCUCACUCUUGCAGGAUUACCUAGGAGAGAGGGAAAUGUUCAUUGUCCAUACUACAUGAAGACUGGAACGUGCAAGUAUGGUGCAACAUGCAAAUUUGAUCACCCACCCCCUGGGGAGGUCAUGGCAAUUGCUGCAGCACAAGGACCAUCCACAGCAGUUGGUGGGGAAGAGAAAGGGGAGAUGGAAGAGGCUGAAACUGUGGGAACAAACAUAGCAAUGAGAAGCUGUUAAGAAUGUGAGUUAGGUGGUUUUAUGGGGCUUUUCAUGUGACCUUUGAUAGCGUGAUGCUCCAUCAAUCACCUUAGGAUCAACAAUGUGAAUAUAAUGCAAAAUUUGGUUGGUUACGUUUUCGAAAAGCUUUGCUAUAUUAGUAGUUCAAUUGUUGUUUGUAUUUAUAUUUGGACUGUUAGAUUUUAGGAAGUAUUUAUGCUGUUCCAGGUUGUAACUAUCAAGUAUUAGACUUGAUUGAGGUGUUGAGAGUGUUCCAUCAUCCAAGUGGUUUGGUUGUUGAAUGGA
Messenger RNA from Theobroma umbraticum, 1915 nucleotides. It is a transcript of the gene HUA1, whose product is annotated as floral homeotic protein (HUA1). Gene Ontology annotation, molecular function: metal ion binding; mRNA binding. The record is from RefSeq and is a predicted model, not a curated record. Lineage: Eukaryota; Viridiplantae; Streptophyta; Magnoliopsida; Malvales; Malvaceae.